AUGAGGAAGAACCUUCUGGAGGGUUUGGAGGUUCAGAUGCUCAUGAACUCGACGCUGGUGUUGCUGGAUGAUCUGAUGCAGAGAUUCCCAAACGCGGCAGGGGGCGGAGCUCAGGCGAAUGAGGGCGUGGAGGAAGGGGGCGGAGUCCGGCGACGAGCCCCGCCCGUUGAGCUGAAGCUGGUCCCUCUGGAGGAGGAGUCAGAGGUCACGCUGAACAGAGACAUCACCAGCGCACUGAUGCUACAGCAGCGGAUGGACCGCAGGAAAGCAGCCGUCUACCUGACACUGAGCGGCCUGCUGAUCUUCACCACAGCGUUCCUGCUGGGAUUCGUGGCGUUCCGGGGAAUGUGUCGUCUGUGCGGGAACGACGGCGACCUGAUUCCUCUGAGCGACGCGGCGGGAGCUCAACACUCGGCCGAGGGAGGCGUCAUGUACACGGCAGAGCUCCGAGAGAUGCUGAAGAAGUACCUGAAGGAGGAGAGGAUCGAGGACACACUCAGGCGUGUGAGUCGGGCGUCUCAUCCUCCGGGGUCCUCAGAAGGAAACGCGGUGGCCAGAGAAAUCCUGCAGAACCUGCAGAACCUGCGCAUGGAUCACACCUGGACCGACUCGCACUACGCCACGCUGCAGUUUCCCUCCAGGACGCAGCGGAACACGCUCUGGUUGGUGGAUUCCGAGGGGGCGGAGCUCGAGGAGAUUCCGCUGGACAGCGAGGGAUACUGCGCCUACAGCGCCACGGGAACGGCCACGGGAGGCGUGGUGUACGUGAACUACGGCCGGCGCGAGGACUUCGAGCAGCUGCGUGUGAUGGGCGUCGCCCUCAACGGCUCCAUCGCCGUGGCGAGGGUGGGAGGAGCCGUGAGCUUCGCCGAGAAGGUGUGGCUUGCGCAGGAGGCGGGGCUUGUGGGCGUUCUCAUCUACCCCGACCCCGCCGACGUCCCGCAGGAUCCACGGCGACUCGGUCUCCAUAGCGACGCCGUCAUCUCUGAACACGUGCGCUUUUAUCCCAGACGCAGUUUGCUUUUCGUCAGCUGGGAUGGAGGAGAUUUUGGGAAUGUUGGUGCCACCGAGUGGCUGGAGGGUUAUCUGACCAUGUUGCACCUGAAAGCAGUGGCUUAUUUCAGUCUGGAUCAGGCCAUCCUGGGUGAUGAUAUACUCUCGGUCUACACCAGUCCUCUGCUCGCCGAUCUCAUCGAAGGAGCCCUCAAACAAGUGGAGCAUCCCAAACACACGGGUCAGUCGAUUCUGUCUCUGGUGCGGCGGCAGGGCGGCUGGAGGAACAUAGUGAAGCCGUUGUAUCUGAACAGCGGCGCUUACAGCUUCACCGCCUUCGGAGGAGUUCCUGCCAUGCAGCUGCAUUUCACUGAAGACGCGCGUUCGUACCCGUUCGUCAACACUCAGCUGGACAGUGUGGGGCGUCUGCAGGAGCUUCUUCAGGGUCGUCUGGGGUCAGUGGGUCGAGCCGUAGCUGAGCUGGUGGGUCUGAUGGUCCUCAAACUGUCCCAUGAUCAAAUCCUACCACUGGACGUUACCUGCUACAGCAACACAGCACAGCAGCUCAGCGCCACACUCAACCAGCACACCGCUCAGCUACAGAAGUGUGAGAGGAGAAAAAUCUGA
This is a messenger RNA of Sinocyclocheilus grahami, 1620 nucleotides long. Its product is annotated as transferrin receptor protein 2-like. The transcript has 14 exons. Bases 1 to 1620 code for a protein of 539 amino acids. The record is from RefSeq and is a predicted model, not a curated record. Gene Ontology annotation, cellular component: external side of plasma membrane. Lineage: Eukaryota; Metazoa; Chordata; Actinopteri; Cypriniformes; Cyprinidae. Gene Ontology annotation, biological process: endocytic iron import into cell.